Messenger RNA from Saxophila tyrrhenica, 636 nucleotides. RefSeq lists its product as uncharacterized. NCBI's taxonomy places the organism in Eukaryota, Fungi, Ascomycota, Dothideomycetes, Mycosphaerellales, Extremaceae. The transcript is spliced from 2 exons. The record is from RefSeq and is a predicted model, not a curated record. Bases 1 to 636 code for a protein of 211 amino acids.
AUGAAGUUCACCGCAACCAUCACGGCGCUGAUCGCCUCGAGCGGCCUUGUUGCUGCUGCGCCUGGAGGUGGUGAGGGCGGCUGGGGCAAGGGCAAGCACCACGGCAAGGGCAAGGGCCACAUGACCUCGUCGGAAUACACGACUUCGACUUGCAAGGCCACCUACAACUAUGAGACCGAGACGAAGACGAAGACGGUCACCAUCCCGUACACCACCACCGUCUACAAGCCGGAGGUGAAGACCACCUACGUCCCCAGCGUCUACACGGAGACCAAGUACGAGACUGAAAAGUCCUACAUCUACAAGACGCACGUCGAGACCAAGACCGUCAAGGUCCCCAGCCACACCAGCAAGGUCGUCUGCAAGACCUACCCGAUCGAGACGUACACCUACUCGACCAAGUACGAGACCGAGACGAACAAGUACCCGACCCAGUCCGUCGAGACCAAGUACGAGACCGAGACCAAGAAUGUCCCCAGCGCGUACACCACCAGCAAGGCCUACCCGGAGACCACCAGCAAGGUCGAGUACAAGCCGUACACGACUGUUUACAAGGAGCCCACCACCAGCUGCGAGACCAAGACUGGCUGGAAGACGUGGACUGCUUAUGGCGGCAAGAAGACUGGUGGAUGGUAG